Messenger RNA from Pseudonaja textilis, 1517 nucleotides. NCBI's taxonomy places the organism in Eukaryota, Metazoa, Chordata, Lepidosauria, Squamata, Elapidae. The record is from RefSeq and is a predicted model, not a curated record.
GCGACGGGAAAGAAGGCAAUAGAGAACACCGGGCUCCCCCCCAGGCCGGUACCCACACCUGUCCUCCCGCUUCCGCCGAAAAGCUUCUGCGCUCCCUCCGCCGCCGGAAAAUAGUCCCCCUCCUUCCUUUCCUCCUUCCUGCUUGCCUCUCUCAACAGGCUCCGCCGCGAUGGCGCUGAAGAGAAUCCACAAGGAGCUGAAUGAUCUGGCACGUGAUCCUCCAGCGCAGUGUUCAGCAGGGCCUGUUGGAGAUGAUAUGUUCCACUGGCAAGCAACAAUAAUGGGACCAGUAAGUAGCCCUCCAAUUUUAAUUAUGAUAGAGGCAAAUAUCCUAUAUCGUCUUCUAAUAGCUUUGUCUUUGCAGAAUGACAGCCCCUAUCAGGGUGGGGUGUUCUUCUUGACAAUUCACUUUCCAACAGAUUACCCCUUUAAACCGCCUAAGGUUGCAUUUACGACAAGAAUUUACCAUCCAAAUAUUAACAGUAAUGGCAGUAUUUGUCUUGAUAUUCUACGGUCGCAAUGGUCUCCAGCAUUAACUAUUUCAAAAGUACUUUUGUCCAUCUGUUCUCUGUUGUGUGAUCCCAAUCCAGAUGAUCCUUUAGUGCCUGAGAUUGCACGGAUCUACAAAACAGAUAGAGAAAAGUACAACAGAAUAGCUCGAGAAUGGACUCAGAAGUAUGCGAUGUAAUUAAAGAAAUUAUUGGAUAACCUCUACAAAUAAAGUUAGGGGAACUCUGAAAGAGAAAGUCCUUUUGAUUUCCAUUUGACUGCUUUCUAUGAGCCCACGCCUCAUCUUCCCCUGUGCACAUGUUUACCUGAUACAGCAGUGCUGCGUGUUGUACACACUUGGAACAACGAAAUACUGUAUUCCAUACCAACAUUGACUCCUAGCAAAGAAAUGUGUGUGAAAAGCCAGUUCUUCUAUCAAAGUCUAGUUGUGAGCAUAAAAGCAUUCCUAAGAGAUUUCAAUUGGGCACUAAAACCAAGCGUGAAGGGAGAGGGGGAGAAUAAAUUGUUUCUUGUGUUUCUGGGGACUUUUGGUGAUUCAAGAGGAUGCUUUUUAAAAAUGGAAUCCUUUUAAACUCAUAACUGUAAUGAAAAAAAUGUGAAGAACUUAAAGCUGUUCUGUAUUUUAUUCUGAAGGACCUACUAAGGUAAAUGUAUGACCAAUGAGAUCAAAUUGUACCUACAUCCUGUGUUUAAAAGUCUGAGUUUAACUGGUCAGAAUUUAAAUGCAUUGGAGCUAUUAGUGCAUCAAGUGAUGUUGAUUUUAUUUCAAAUCUCCCCCUGACCCUUUCCCUACCUUUCAUAAUUUUGGUUUGUAUGUGUUUUCUCAAUUAACAUAGCUAAUAGCUCUUAUUUUCUUAAGUUUUUAAUGGCUUAGGUCUUUCUGGAUGUAAGGGUAAAAAUUCAUUUGACAGACUUGUGUAUAUUUAAAGACCCAGCUGCUCCCUUGGAGCUUGUACGUUCAAGAAUGAUUAAUCUGUGUAAUAAACUGAUUACUACAGUCAUUACAU